Balaenoptera musculus (blue whale) is the source of this 2620-nucleotide messenger RNA. Its product is annotated as double C2-like domain-containing protein gamma. The record is from RefSeq and is a predicted model, not a curated record. Lineage: Eukaryota; Metazoa; Chordata; Mammalia; Artiodactyla; Balaenopteridae. Gene Ontology annotation, cellular component: membrane.
AGGUGCCUGGAGUCUUUUUUCUCAUUUCACUCUCACCACAACCCUGUGAGGUGGGGCCAACGCUGUCCCUGGCUGGUGAGACUGAGGCUCAGGGAGGGUAGACACCUUGCCCAAGGUCACCCCAGUUUGGGAUUUGAACCAGGCCCUCUCUGACUCCAGAGACCAAACUCCUAGCCACUACACUGUACGAGCUCCUGUUCCAUCUUCCGUGCCUGGCUGAACAUGUGCUGGGCGGUAGGCAUCCAGAAAGGAGCCCUGCAUGCUACUGCAAACCUCUAACGUGCCAAGCUCCCACCAUGUGCCAGGUGCUAUGCUGGGGUCCCAUCUGUGCACCAGCCAGAUGCUACUCUGCCCUCUGGGGGUUCUCAGUCUGUGGGAGAUCUUAGACCAGGUCACACAGAUAAUCAUGUGAUUGUACAUUAAUUACUCACAGAUAUGUAAUGGAAUUAUGUAUCAAUUAUGUAAAUCUCUGUGAGAGAGUUGAAGGGGUGGGCAGUCUAACCUUGACACGGUGGACUGGGCAGUAUUAGGCAGGACAAGUGAUAGAAAACCCCACCCACUAGCUGACUUUGCCAAAGGAGGAAUGGUGAUUACAAACUCCAGAGAUAGACCAGCUUCAGGCAUAGCUGGAUCCAGGAGCUCAGGAACUCUCUUCUUUCUGUGCUUUCCACUGUAUUGGCCUCACUCUCAGGAGCAUUCUCUACUCCACAGGGGUGAGAGGUGAGGAGAGGGCAACAGCUCUAGGAUGGCACGGUACCAGCAUCCCAUCAACAGAAAACAGCUUCUCUUUCUGGGCCAGUCUAUCCCAGAAUUGUACUUUAUUGGCCUGCUUCGGGUCACAUGCCCUUCCCUGAGCCUGUCACGUGGCUGCUGGAUUUGGAAUUCAUUGAUUGGCAGGGUCUGGGGCACAGGCUUGGGGAGCAGGGUGAACCUCCUAGAGUGAGAGUAGCGAAGGGGUGGCCCCCAAAAGACCCCUGGGAAAAUACAGGGAAGGUUGAGCAGGUAAAGGCAGCCACGUUCCCCUGCAGAGAGUGACCCUGAGGCCAUAGGGCCACACUCUGGCUCUCCAGGUCACCUCCGUCAGGCGUGUCACCUCCGUCAGGCGCACACCCAGCACCGGCAGCGACCCAAACCAGGUGGAGGAGCUCUCAGAGCGGUCCCAGCUGCUGCCCAGGACCGCCCCCCGCCAACACCCUCAGUGAUGCCUCCUCGCCCUGUUUGGUUGGCCUGUUGCGGUCCCCUCAUCUCCGGUCCUCGGGGGCUCCUCUGAGUCCCCCCUCCCUGUCCGGGCCCCCAUGGCGGGCACGGCGGUGGCGGGCUGGGGGCGGGUGAGCGUGCAGGAACACAUGGCUAUUGACGUGAGCCCGGGCCCCAUCCGGCCCAUCCACCUCAUUUCUGACUACUUCCCGCACUUCUACCCCUUCGCUGAGCCACCCUGCGCACGAGACCUACGCCCUCCAGUGACCCCCACCAUCCGCUCUGCAUCCCAGUCCCAGCCGGACCCAGAGCCAGAGGGAGACUCAGACGACAGCACCACCCUCGGCACCCUCGAGUUCACGCUUCUUUUUGACACGGACAAUAGCACCCUGCACUGCACAGCUCACCGUGCCAAGGGCCUCAAGCCACCGGCCUUGGGCUCUGUGGACACCUAUGUCAAAGCCAACCUGCCGCCCGGGGCCAGCAAGGCCAGCCAGCCGCGGACACGCACGGUUCGGGGCACAAGGAGGCCUGUCUGGGAGGAGACUCAUGGCUUCACCCUCCAGGACGCCUGGCGCAAGACCCUGCGGCUGUGCAUCUGGGAGGACCCACGGCAACGGCGGCCGCCUCCCCUGGGGGAGCUGCGGGUGCCCCUGGGGAAGCUGGUGCCCAACGGAGCCAGGAGCUUCAAUGUGUGUCUGGAGAGGCGGAGGCUGACCAAGAGGCCCGAGAGCCUGGACACAGCACGUGGCAUGUCUCUGUAUGAGGAGGAGGCGGUGGGGGCUGAGGUGGCCGGGGAGGAGCAUGGGUGCAUCCUGCUGUCGCUGUGCUACAGCUCUCAGCAGGGCGGCCUGCUGGUGGGUGUGCCGCGCUGUGCCCACCUCGCCCCCACGGACGCCAACGGCUACUCGGACCCCUUCGUCCGCCUUUACUUGCAUCCAAAUGGAGGGAAGAAAUCGAAAUAUAAGACCAGUGUUCGGAAGAAGAUCCCGAACCCUGAGUUCAACGAGGAGUUCCUCUGCGCAGGCCCGUGGGAGGAGCUGGCGCAGAAGACACUGCUGGUGUCUGUGUGGGAUGAUGACCCGGGCACAGCUGACGACUUCACUGGCGGGGUGCAGCUGAAUAGCCGGGCCCGUGGGGAGCGCCAGCAGGACUGGCGCGAAUGCCUGGGCCGCAGUGACCACCAGCUGGAGCUGUGGCACCCGCUGGAUGGCGUGCCCCUCCAGCUCAGCGGCUAGCGGGGGCCCCCGGCCUGGCCCUGCUCACUGCCCGUCCCCCAGGCUGACCCGCGGCCGCCUCCAUGGAGCUCGGAGGACCUGGGGCUGCCUCACCCACCGUGUCCACCCCUAGUCAAUUGCUUCCUUCCUUCCCCCCUUUCAAAUUCACCCCACUGCCAAAUCAUGAAGCAAGAAUAAACCUCUCC